Myotis davidii is the source of this 1342-nucleotide messenger RNA. RefSeq names its product polynucleotide kinase 3'-phosphatase (gene PNKP). Gene Ontology annotation, biological process: DNA repair. The transcript is spliced from 11 exons. NCBI's taxonomy places the organism in Eukaryota, Metazoa, Chordata, Mammalia, Chiroptera, Vespertilionidae. Gene Ontology annotation, cellular component: nucleus. Gene Ontology annotation, molecular function: double-stranded DNA binding; polynucleotide 3'-phosphatase activity; ATP-dependent polydeoxyribonucleotide 5'-hydroxyl-kinase activity. The record is from RefSeq and is a predicted model, not a curated record. Bases 73 to 1299 code for a protein of 408 amino acids.
AGGGCGGGGAGGGGCGUGGCUUCGCCGCGGGCGGAAAAAUGGGAGUGAACCGAGCGCGGGCCGGCGCCCAGGAUGGCCGGGAUGGAAGCCAGGGGCCGCCUGUGGCUGGAGAGCCCCGCUGGGGGAGUGCCCCCCAUCUUCCUGCCCGCGGGCGGGCAAGCCCUGGUCCUGGGCCGGGGCCCCCUGACCCAAGUUACCGACCGGAAGUGCUCCAGAAACCAAGUGGAGCUGGUCGCAGACCCCGAGACGCGGACUGUGGCUGUGAAACAGCUGGGAGUUAAUCCCUCAACUGCAGGGACCCAGGAGCUGAAGCUGGGGUCAGAGGGCUCUCUGGGCGUGGGGGACACGCUGUAUCUGGUCAACGGCCUCUACCCGCUGACCCUGCGCUGGGAAGAGGCCCGCGUGCCAGAAUCCCAGCCAGACACUCCACCCGGCACCCCUCCGGUGGCCCCAACCGAGGAGGAGGAGGAGGAGGAGAAGGAGGGAGAGGAAGAGGAUGUUGCACAGCGGAAAAAGCGAAUGCGGAAGUCAUCCCCUGGCUGGGAGAGCUUCGAGAAGCUGCUAGUGUUCACCGCACCUGGGGUGAAGGCCCGGAGCAAGGUGGCCGGCUUUGAUCUGGAUGGGACCCUCAUCACCACACGCUCUGGGAAGGUCUUUCCCACCGGCCCCACUGACUGGAGGAUCUUGUACCUAGAGAUUCCACGUAAGCUCCGGGAGCUGGACGCCGACGGCUACAAGCUGGUGAUCUUCACCAACCAGAUGGGCAUCGGGCGUGGGAAGGUGUCCGCAGAGGAGUUCAAGGCCAAGGUGGAGGCUGUGCUGGAAAAGCUGGGCGUCCCCUUUCAGGUGCUGGUGGCCACGCAUGCCGGCCUGUACCGGAAGCCAGUGAUCGGCAUGUGGGACCAUCUGCGGGAGCAGGCCAACGAGGGUGUGCCCAUCUCCAUUGGGGACAGCAUCUGCUCUCCCCCUGCUGGCCGCCCCCCCCAUCUUAACCCCCCUCCCCAUGACCCGCUUGCUCCCUAUGCCCAGGACACCCUGGGGUCAUGGCAGCGCUGUGUGGCCAUGUGUGAGACAGCCCUGAAGCAAGGGAAACGGGUCGUGAUCGACAACACAAACCCGGAUCCCGCCAGCAGGGCCAGGUACCAGGGCUCCUGGAGGGGAGCACCACCCUCUGCCACCAGGAAGCAGUUCAAGGCCCCAACGCUGGCGGAAGGCUUCGCCGAGCUCCUGGAGAUCCCCUUCCGGCUGCAGGUGGAGCCGCAGCGGGAGCGCCUGUACCGCCAGUUCUCCGAGGGCUGAGCCGCUGCCGGCCUGCCCCCCAAUAAAUGCUAGUUUUCUUUCA